Messenger RNA from Cadophora gregata, 252 nucleotides. RefSeq lists its product as uncharacterized. The coding region runs from base 1 to 252 and encodes 83 amino acids. Lineage: Eukaryota; Fungi; Ascomycota; Leotiomycetes; Helotiales; Ploettnerulaceae. The record is from RefSeq and is a predicted model, not a curated record. The transcript has a single exon.
AUGAUCGAGCUUGCUCCACCAUACGUGGACACUGAACUCGAUGCAAAGAAUCGGGACACGCUUGUCGGGAUGCAGGGUGGUGAGGGUAAAGCCGUGAAGCCUAUGCCAUUGAAGGAGUAUAUGGAGGCCACGACAGCUGCGCUUGAAAAGGGUGGAGACAAGGAGAUCGCGACUGGGUUCUCAGCUAUGGGUGUCAAUGCUUGGAGAGGUGCAUUCCAGCCCAUUCUUGACCAGUUUGGAUUUUUGGGAUAA